AUGGUGUUGGGUCAGAUCGAGGAGCAUCGCCGCAGCCAUCAACCAAUCAACAUCCCCUUCUUUGACGUGUUCCUCAGGAAUCUCUGCCAAGGCUCCAGUGUGGAGCUGAAGGAGGAUAAGUGCUGGGAGAAGGUGGAGGUCUCGUCCAAUCACCAUCGAGCUAACAAGCUCACUGACAAGAACCCCAAAACGUACUGGGAGUCCAACGGCUGCACCGGCUCGCACUUCAUCAACAUCUACAUGCACAAAGGAGUCGUCAUCAGACAAUUGGCCAUCCAGGUGGCCAGCGAGGACUCGAGCUACAUGCCGGCUCGAGUCCUGGUCCUGGGAGGAGACGACCCGACCAACAUCAACACUGAACUCAACACAGUGAACGUGACCCCGUCGGCCAGUCGGGUGGUUCUCCUGGAGAACAUGACCAGGUUCUGGUCCAUUAUCCAGAUCAGGAUAAAGAGGUGUCAGCAGGGAGGAAUCGACACACGUGUCCACGGUUUUGAGGUUCUGGGUCCGAAGCCGACGUUCUGGCCGGUAUUUAAGGAGCAGCUGUGCUGUCGGACCUACCUGUUCUACAGCACCAAGGCCCACACCUGGUGUCAGGAAGUGAUGGAGGACCGCACCCAGCUGCUGCAGCUCUUCAACAAGCUGAACAGCGCUCUGCGACACGAGCAGAUGUUCGCCGAUCGUUUCCUGCCGGACGCCGAAGCUGCUGAAGCUCUCGGACGAACCUGCUGGGAGGCUCUGAUCACACCCAUCGUACACAGCAUCACACUGUCAGAAUCCUCGGCGGCCAGCCCUCUGUCCUGGCUGCUCAGCGAGUACCUGGAUAACGCCGAGUCGGCACGCCGCUGUAAAAGCCGGGCGGCCAUCUUUAACUCCAGAGUGAGACGCCUCACACACCUGCUGGUCCACGUGGAUACGAGCCGGCCGGACGGCGAGGAGCUCAAACCGCCCGUCAAAUCAAAAGGUCUCAACCGAAGCAAAGAGCUGAAGAACGGGAAGGAGGGUAAAAACAAAGAGACGGCGGCCGCGUCCUCGUCCUCCUCGUCCUCCUCCUCAGCCAAGCCCAAAGUGAGGAGCAGCAGCAGCAUCGCAGGCAUCGCCCUCUGCUGGCAGGGAGUGGUACAGCGACAGGUGAAGAAGUUUCUGGAGUCGAGCUGCAGCCUGCCCGACUUCGUGGAGCGUUACCGCAUGCUCUACCUGCGGCUGAAGAACGCCAUGGAGGAGCUGUUCGGACAGCAGACCGCCUUUGUGCUCGCCCUCCGCCACGGCUUCUCCGCCGCCCUGCUGCAGCUCUCCAUCCUCAGAGCCAUGCACGUGAGUCAUUUAGACCAGGGACACUGAACCGGGGCCGCCUCGGGGCCGCUUC
Molecule: messenger RNA, 1366 nt
Organism: Plectropomus leopardus (leopard coralgrouper)
Lineage: Eukaryota; Metazoa; Chordata; Actinopteri; Perciformes; Serranidae
Source: RefSeq, a predicted model, not a curated record